UGCCAAAAAGUUAUUUACGUUUUCGAAUUUCCUCGAAGAUCGACCAGGAAUGGUGCAAGGACUUUACCACGCGAUCUGAUACUUUAUACAGGAAAAGGAGGAAGAAGACAUGAAUGAUGGAGAACUACACAAAAGGUGAAACAAGAGAAGUAGAGAUGGAGCCAGUGUUUGAAGUCAAUGAAAACUGUGUAGACAUGAAAGUUAACGCAGGCAGCAAAAUCCGAAACGUGAUGGGAUACGCAAUGAAUAAAGUCAAGAACCCCUCAGUGAAGAGAAUUGUGUGGAAUGGAUCAGGCAAGGCCAUCACUAAGACAGUUACUUGUGCAGAAAUCAUGAAGAGGAAAAUUAAGGGUCUUCAUCAAAUUACGAAGCUCAGAAACAGAAGAAUUGAAGAGUUCUGGGAACCAAACAUUGAAGGACUAGAAAGAUUAAAAGUCAACAGAGACAUACCUGCCAUUUCUAUCUUGUUGUCCAAGGAUCCUCUAGAUGUCAACACACCUGGAUAUCAAGCCCCCGGAUCUUUUGAGGAGUUUUGGAAAUCUGAAACACAGCAGCAGAAACCAGCAAAGAAGAAGCAUAGAAAAUAUUACACCAAAAAGGGUAUUGACAGUGCUAAAAAUAAGAACACUGAGACAUCCAAAAGCUGACAGAAGAAGAUCGAGGUCUGCUUCACAGGAUAACAGAGAUACAAAGAUCGAACAAGACACUCAUGGGGAACUAGUUUCAUUUUGUACUUUCAACUUUAUUUUAGUUACAAAACAUUUAUUAACCCAGAAAAUUUAUGGAACAUUUUUUUGUCAUUUUUUAUUAGAGCUCUAUUGGUAACCAAUACAAGAGAGGUGUUCAAGUGUGAUGGAGACAGUUUUAAUUGUUAUUAAUUCUCAUCAGUAUUUUGUAAAAGUACCCUCAAUAAGAGAGUUUACAUGAUCUUAUACUUGUUUGUCAAUUUAAUAAUUUGUAUGAAUAUUAGUUUAUAAUUGACAAAUUAAAGCAUUUGUGAUUGAUC
This is a messenger RNA of Saccostrea cuccullata (small rock oyster), 1006 nucleotides long. RefSeq names its product ribonuclease P protein subunit p25-like protein. Gene Ontology annotation, biological process: tRNA 5'-leader removal. NCBI's taxonomy places the organism in Eukaryota, Metazoa, Mollusca, Bivalvia, Ostreida, Ostreidae. The transcript has 7 exons. Gene Ontology annotation, cellular component: ribonuclease MRP complex. The coding region runs from base 114 to 647 and encodes 177 amino acids. The record is from RefSeq and is a predicted model, not a curated record. Gene Ontology annotation, molecular function: RNA binding.